Oenanthe melanoleuca is the source of this 1753-nucleotide messenger RNA. RefSeq names its product inositol 1,4,5-trisphosphate receptor-interacting protein-like 1. The coding region runs from base 231 to 1226 and encodes 331 amino acids. The record is from RefSeq and is a predicted model, not a curated record. NCBI's taxonomy places the organism in Eukaryota, Metazoa, Chordata, Aves, Passeriformes, Muscicapidae. The transcript has 2 exons.
GAGGAUGAGCACAGGGGGCUCUGGGUUUGUCAGGCUGGUGAUGAGGCUCUGGUGGCUGUGACCUCACAGAGGAUGGGCACAGGGGGCUCUGGGUUUGUCAGCUGGUGAUGAGGCUCUGGUGGCUGUGACCUCACAGAGGAUGGGCACAGGGGGGUCUGUCCCCAAGGACAGCACCAGGCAGCCCCACUGCAGCUGCACUUGGUGACUGGUGUGCAGGGAAGGCUGGGGCCAUGGCUGCAGCAACCACGUUCCUGGUGCUGCUGCUGGCCCUCCUGCUCAAGCAGACGCAGGACCUGCGGGCCGAUGUGGCCACGGCCCAGCGGAUGUGGCAGCGCCAGAAUUUUCUGUACCACGGGGUGAAGAAGCUGCUGCAGGACAUCAGGUGGAGCAGGUCCCCACAAGAAGCCCCACUCCUCUCUGGGUCACAGCUCUGUCUCUUCUGGGCUGCUGCAGCAGUCAUGGCCCUGGAGAUCUGCUGGCUGGCCUGGCAAAUGAAGUCCACACUUUGCACCUGCCACGAGCAGGACAGCUCUGGCGGCGAGGAGGAGGAGGGUGAAGAGAAGGAGGAAAAGCUCAAGGAACAAGGCCCCAGAGUCAGGCUGCUCUCUGUGCCCACCCUGCUGCCCGUGCAGGGCCUGUCUGACAUGUGCAGGGAUGUGAAGAAGAUGACUCUGGACGUGCUCCGUGUCUGCCGGGCGCUCUCCAAGAACACUUUCAUGCCCGAGCUGCACCCGGCCGCCAGCAGGAACAGCAUCCACGAGUCCUGGAGCAUCUCUGAGGAGCGAAUCGUGUACCAGCUGCUGGUGUCCCUGCAGCCACCCUCCAGGCACUCCUUCAGGCUGGAGCAGCUCUGCGGGACACACCUGCCAGAGAGGAGCUCCAACGUGCGAGUGGUGCUGGAGUGCAGCUGCCCGAGAGCCACGGGGGACGCGCCGUGUUUCGUGCACCCCGCAGAGAACCAGGAGCCAGCCCAGGCCUCGCCCCUGCUGCAGACCCUGUGCACGGGCUCCUACCUGGACGUGGAGGAAAUGGCCUGCUGGGUGCAGAACUCGGUGCAGACAGCCUGGGAGCACCUGCCCCAGUGGCAGCACUGGCAGCUGACGGUGCUGCCCAGCUCCCGCUCCUGCCGCCUGCUGCUCAGCGGCCCCUCCGGCCUGCAGCUCUGCGCUGUGCUGGUGUUUGCCGUGGAGCAGGGCAGCCCAGGCACCUUCCUGAUCCUGCAGUGACCGUGGCCAGAGCUCCAGGGCUGCUCUGGGCUGGGGCAGUGGGGAGCUGGGAGUAGGCACAGGCAGAGAGCUGACCUCAGCUGCCCAAAGGGAUCUGCUGGACAAUGGAACAAUGAGCUCAGAAUAUUAAAAGAGAGGAGAAGGAAGAGGCAUGGGACAUUUAUGGCAUUUAUCUCCCCAAGUCACCACCACAGGUGAUGGAGCCCAUCUCUCCUGGAGGUGGGUGAACACCUGCCAGCCCAUGUGAAGACAAAUUCUGUAACUCCGAACAUCUCAGAAUCACAGAGUCAAUCAAGUUGGAAAAGACCUCUGAGGUCCUUGAGUCCAUCCUAUGAUCCAACACCACCAUGACACUAAGUGUCAUGUCCAGUCUUUCCUUAACACCUCCAGGGAAAGUGUUAAGUAGCUCAGCCUUUUCUUCAUCUUUGGUGACUGUAUUUCAUCCUGGGUCCAGUAAAGAAUGGACGUUUUCCUUGGCCCUCCCAUUGCCAUCAAUGUAUUCAUAAAACAACUUUAUAUUUCCUUCC